UUGAGGAUGAAGAGUGAUAGGAGCACAGUCCUUUCUGUGGGUUCGUGAGCCUGUUGUGAGUGGUGAACUCUGGUCAUGGGGCUCAUUCAUUUAAUAGUCAUUUCCUGAGUCUUACUGUGUGCCAGACGAUGUGCUCUGGGGACACGUGUGUCAGGCCUGGUCUCCCUCCAGAGCUUCUGGCCUGGUUGGGGAGGUAACCAGAAGUUGGGGGCUACAGAAGCCCAGAUACCACAAGCACUGCUAGUACGAAAAACAACACUUAAUGAACAACUGGAGCAUGCCAGACACGGUGCUUUAUACUUCCCAUGUACCAUCCUGUUUCCUCAUCUGUAAAUUUGGGAUUAUAAUAGUACCUGCCUCAUUGAGUUAAGAUCAAGUGAGUUAACAUGGAAAGUGUUCAGAAUAGCGCUUGGUCAAAGUAAGUGUUCAAUAAAUGUUUAUUAUUUUCAUCUCAUUUAAUCCUCAUAUUCACAGAGAUGGCUUCCUGCUCUGGGCCAGACCUAAUUUUUGUUUUUUUAAAGCAAGCAGGGAAAAGAGCGUUUCAAGACCCCAGGCAGCCUACAGAUAAUCUAAGUCAGUGUUUCUCAACAGAGGAUGAUUUUGUCCCCUAGGGAACAAUUGGCAAUAUCUGGAGACAACUUUGGAGUUCUACUGGAUUCUCAUUUAGGUCCCCAGAAUCACCAAGCACAAAGCCUGGUGCAGAAGGUGCAAGGUGUUCAAGACCAUUCUUGAUCUACUCCUGGUUUACUCUUCCUUUACUAUCCUCUGUUAUCUCAACCCCAGUGAACACAAAGCUGUGGGAUGUGGUGGUUAAGGCUCUGGGACCACACUGCCUAGUUCAGAUUUGGAACUACCAUGUCCCAGUUGCAUAUCAUUGGACAAGUUGCAUGACGUACCUAGGCCUCAGCUUCCUUAUCUGUAAAAUAGGAUAAAUUAUAGUACAACCCUCAUAGAGUCAGAGCAGUGGUUCUCAGUCAUGAGUGAUUUUACUUCCCAGGGGACAUUUGACAAAUCUGGAGACAUUUUUGAUUGUCACAGCUGAGUAUGAGGGUACAAAGCAUCUAGUGGGUAGAGACCAGGAAUAUUUCUAACCUUCAACACACAGGGCAGCCCUCGCAAUAAAGAAUGAUCUGGUCCAAAAUGUCCGUAGUGUCAAGGUUGAGAAACCCUGGGUUGGAGAGUGAAAAAUAAUGCUUGAUGAGUGCUUAAAUGGCCCUUGGCCUGUAGUAAGUGCUCAGUAGGUAUUGACUACCAUUUAACUACUGCCUCCUAAGCACACCGGACUCUUGUGCUUCCACACUUCUGCCGAGAAUGCCCUUGCUUCUCUUUGCAUGGGAGUGAAUGCUACUCAACCUUCACGACCUAUCUAUAAAACCACAUCUUUGGGGAAGCCUUCUCUGACCACUAACUUCAUCAUUCUCCAACACAUCCUCAACCAGGCAAUGGAGGAACUCUGGAGUCAGACUCACAAGCCUGGACUCAACUUCAAGCUCUUAUUCUUGAGUGACUUCAGACAAGUGCUUUCCUGUGUGUCUCAGUGCCCUUACCUGUUAAAUAAAGGGUGGCUUCCGGGAUGAAAAGGCCCAGCACAGGGUAGGUCUUUGGCUAGUGAUAAGGCCCCCUUUAUGGAAUAUCCUAGUCAAUAAAACCUAACUGUUUAGUAUUGGCUUAGAUUGGGGGAAAAUGUUAGAAAUAAAUUAAUAGUAUCUGCCAUGGAAAGAAUAGGAACUAGCAAAAUUGUCUUUAUCACCAGAAGAGUUAAAAAGAACAACGUCUACAAGAGACCCACAUCUAACGCAUAAGGACACAAAGUUUGAAAGUAAAAGGGUGGGGAAAGCUAUACCGGGAAAAUAACCCAAAGAAAACUGAGUUUAGCUGCUGUGGUGUGGUAGAUCGCUUUUGUGUGGCCUUUGUGGCCAUGAUCUUGUAACUCCACCCAGGUGAUUGGGUGGGACGGUGCAAAUAAGGUAUUGGUCAGUUUUGCCAUCCUGCUGGGCUUGAAAUGAGCCAUUCCAGAGGCAGGAAAGAGACGAACCCACCAGCACCAAGUAAGGAGAACCAAGACGGGAGCAUGUCUUUGGACCCAGGAUCCCUACGCUGAGAAGCUCCCGGAACCAGAAGACAGAGAGAGCUGUGACAGCGAAGAUGACAGAGGCCAAGGGCCAGAGAGAGGCGUGCCUGCAGGCACAGCUGAGAACAGCCUGUCCUGAUGGAAGAGCUGUAUCCUGAGCCUCCCUGAACCUGAAUUGUAACCUAUUAUUUUCCUAAUGAACUCCACAAUCAAUGGCACAGAAGAGGGGGCUCCUGUUAUUAUUCCUGGGCAUGGAACUACUGCUAGUGGGGCUCUUCCUCUACCAAAGCCAGCACCACCAUGGCUUCAUCUUCUCCUCGCACCUCCUAAUACAAGAUAGGCCAGAGAUGGGAGAAGAGCUGCCAUUUUUGGUCCAAGUCUCCUCUCCAGGAAUCCCCUACCGGGAUGUCUACUCCAACCUCAGCCAGAUAUAUCCUGUGAACAACAGUGCUGAGGAUCUGCCCAAUUGCCCCAUCGUCUCACCUUACGUCAAUGGCCCCUUGAAGGUGAUAAUCCCAGAGAACUUGACUAUGGAGAAGGUGGAGAAGAAGAACCUGCUGGUGGAGAUGGGAGGCCAAUACCGGCCACCUGACUGCUGGACACGGCAUCACACAGCAGUAGUGGUACCCUACUAUGGACAAGCCCAGCACCUUCAAUACUUGCUUUUCCACCUGCAUCCCUUCCUGCAGCGCCAGCAACUGCACUAUGCCAUCUACGUGGUGAACCAGGUGCAAAAUGCUGCCUUCAGUCGGGGCAAACUGCGCAACGUGGGGUUCUGGGAGGCCAUGCAAGAGGAGGACUGGGACUGCAUCUUCUUCCACGAUGUGGACCUGCUCCCGGAAGAUGACCGGAACCUCUACAUCUGUGACAUCUUCCCUGCCCAUGUGUCCGUGGCCAUUGACAAGUUCAACUACAAACUGCCCUACAGAGGGUACCUUGGAGGGGUGUUUGCCCUGCGCCCCAUUCACUACCUGAGGAUAAAUGGAUUCCCCAACACCUACAAAGGCUGGAAUGGUGAGGAUGAAGACCUUGCUGCCAGGGUGAAACUAAGUGGGAUGCUACUCUCACGGCCCCACCUGCUCUUUGGCCGCUACCACAUGCUAGAGGGGGGACCAGAAUCUGGCCAUGAGCAGAAUCCCGGGAGGGCUGGCCUUCUGUCACGGAUCCGCCGCAGGUGGCGGCGUGAUCGCAUAAACUCAUUGGCCUACAGGCUGCUCUCCAAGGAGCAGCGGCCCCUCUACACCAACCUCACCGUGGACAUCACUUCUCAGUCCCAGGAGCCCCUGUGUCAAGCUGAGGGGUCUCUGGAGGCCAGAGUGGAGACCUUAAGACCAAAGCUGCGGGGCAGCCCCCCCAUCCUUCCCACCUGGUUUCUUAUUAAAGAAGAGUUCAUGUAACUUGCGUCUCCUCACUGCCAUCCCUAAAUCCCAUCUAUUGAUUUCCACUCAUUCAUUCAUUCCCUCAUUCAGUUAUUCAACAACCUUGUUCAAGAGGUCCUUUUUUUUUUAACAGACAUAAAUUAGUGCAGGGAAAAUAUUCCUUCAAGCUAAUGCUCUUAAAAUGGGUACCAACAUUUCAUGGUAAGUAGUGUGGGGGAGGGAACUUCUGAUUGAGACUUCAUCUGAAUAACAAAAUUAAAAUUCUGAAAAUAACUUUAAGAUUUAAUGAAAUUUUAUUUUUAGUAAGCAGUAAAGAGCAUUUAUGUAGUAUUGGUGGUGACUAGUCACUACAGUAUAAUGAAUUAUUUAAUAUAGCUCUUAUAGCCAUGGUCUUUGUGACACACACAGUGAUUGAGUGGGACUAUGCAAAUAAGGUAUGUGAAACCUGUGAUGGUUAGGGUUAUGUGUCAACUUGGUUAGGCCAUGAUUCUGAGUAUUCUGUGGUUGCCCUCCAUUUUAUGUGUUGUGGAUCCUAACCUCUACAUGUUGAUGAGUCAGGAUUGGUGUAGGGUGUGUCUUGGGUCCCAACCUUACAGGAGGGCAUGACUCAAGUCCCACCCUUACUCAAGUUACACCUUUCCCUGAGGUGUGGCCUGCAUCUAAAGUAUAUUUGUCCUGAUGGGGUUCUCUCUCGCUACAUCUGGACCCAUGUCUGGUUCAUUGGUUCAUGAUCAACUGACCUCCAGUUUUUGGGACUUGAGCCAGAGGCCUGCAGCCUGACCUGCUGAUUCUGGGAUUCGCUGGCCUCCACAGCCACACAGGUGGACCUGAUUGCCAGCUUUCUCAGCCCUGUGAGCCAGCAGCCUGUGGUGUGAACUGCUGGUUCAGGUUCAUCAGGCCCUGCAGCCAAGUGGAUCAGGAGAAGCCUACUCCUGACUCAAGAAUUUGGGACUUUCCACCUUCCACAAUCACGUGAACCAUUUCCUUUAUAUGGGUCGUGUGUUCUGUGAGAAGUUGCAGCGAUUUAGGGAACCCAAAGAUGGGAGGGAGAGUACUGAGGGGAGAGGGAGCAGUUGAUGUUAGAGAUGAUGGAGUGGUACAGCAGUUUGGAAAAGUUGGGCAAUUUGGAACAUCUUUAACCUCCGUCUCAUAGGAACCAGCCUUGAUGUUGAUCCUUAUAAAAGAAAUUAUUCAUUUAGUCACCAUUCUAAUGCUUUGCACACAUUCACGGUUGAAUCUGCCAAUGAGUCCCCAAGGUAAGGACUAUGAUUAUGCCCAUUGUGCAGCUGGGGAAAUGAAUGCACCAAAAACACCAAACCAAACCCAGUGCCACUGAGCCAAUUCUGACUCAUAGCACAGAGAGGUUAAAUCCCUUGCCACAAACGUCUAGCAAGGGGCAGAGCUAGGAGGCGAGGAAUCCAGCCAGUCUGACUCCAGAGCCAGCCCAGUGUCUUAGUCAGGGUUCUCUAGAGAAACGGUAACAGUGAUAGGUGUAUGGUGGUGCAAGCAGUUAAACACUCAGCUAGUAACCAAAAGGUUGGCAGUUAGAAUCCACCCAAGGCACCUGGGAAGAAAAGCCUGGAGAUCUAUUUCCAAAAGGUCGCAGCCAUUGAAAACCUUAUGCACAGUUCUACUCUGAAACACAUGGAGUUGCCAUGAGUCAGAAUCAACUCGAUGACAAUUGGUUCAGAGAGAUAGCUAAAUAAAUAGAGAGUAGAUAGGUAGAGAGAUGUAGGUAGGUAAGUAGGUAGAUAGAUAAGAUAGGUAGAUAGAGAGAUUGAUUUAUUUUAAGGAAUUGGCUCACAUGAUUUUGGGGGUGGCAAGUCCAAAAUCUGUGAUUCAGGCUACAGGCUGGAGAUGCCUGCAAUCUUGUGUGCCAAAAUCCAUAGAUCAGGUGACAGGAAGAGUGAGGGAGUCCUAGCAAAAUGUUUAUGUACAGUUUCGAGGCAGAACAUACCCUUUUUGCUCUUAAGACCUUUAACUUACUGAAUGAGGCCCACCCACAUCAUGGGGCGUCAUCUGCUUUACAUAAGUCCAACUGACUUAGUCACGUGUAACUACAGGUAGUUCCUGACUUGUGACAGGGUUUCAUUGUAGAUUCUGACGUAAGUCGAAUACUUCAUUUUUUUUUUUUAAGUUUUCAUUAUUAUUGCCUUUUAUUAUCUGUACCUUUAUAAAUCCGAUCUUUGUCUUUUGGGGUAGGAAACAUUACAUCUGAGAACAAUAACAUCAGCAAAUUAGCACUGCAGCGUUGUACGUAGUACACGUUACUAACGAGACGUACGACAACAACAACAAAAAAUGUCUAGCACAACGACCUUGACCUGAGGACCUCCAGGAACUAUGUGUGGAAUAAAUGCUGAAUGACUGACCACUGGUCACUGCCUUUCCAGGGCAU
Messenger RNA from Loxodonta africana (African savanna elephant), 5848 nucleotides. Its product is annotated as beta-1,4-galactosyltransferase 3-like. Lineage: Eukaryota; Metazoa; Chordata; Mammalia; Proboscidea; Elephantidae. Gene Ontology annotation, cellular component: Golgi apparatus. The record is from RefSeq and is a predicted model, not a curated record. Gene Ontology annotation, molecular function: galactosyltransferase activity. Gene Ontology annotation, biological process: carbohydrate metabolic process.